AAAACACUCAAAAAGCAACCCAACAAAAAACACACACACCCACAUUUGGCAUUUCACACUCCCAAACCCUCCCUUUCUCUAAAUCUGCAUCUCCAAUGGCCAAACCGCCCCCUCCACUCCACAAGCGGCCCAGCGGCCGCACCAACCUGGCUUCGUGCAUCGUAGCCACCAUCUUCCUCAUCUUCCUCAUCAUCAUCGCCUGCAUCGUCUACCUCACAAUAUUCAAGCCCAAGGACCCCUCCCUGACUGUCAACGCCGUGACUCUCCCCGCAUUCUCCCUCUCCAACUCCAACUCCACCGUCUCCUUCACCUUCUCCCAAUACGCCACUGUCACCAAUCCCAACCGCGCCGCCUUCGCCCACUACGACAGCUCCAUCCAGCUCCUCCACGCUGGCCGCCAGGUGGGCUUCAUGUUCAUCCCCGCCGGCAAGAUCGCCGCCGCCCAGACGCAGUACAUGGCUGCCACAUUCUCCGUCCAGUCGUUUCCGGUCGAGCAGCAGCAGCAGCCAGAGAUCGGGGCCGGGCCAGGGUUCGGGUCGUUUCCGCCUUCGCCCACUACGUCCAGUCGUUUGCGGGUCGGGCCGAGUAUGGAGGUGGAGUCGAGGAUGGAGCUGACGGGCCGGGUUCGGGUUUUGCAUUUGUUUAAUCAUCACGUGGGGGCCCGCGCGGACUGCAGGGUUUCGGUUUCUGUCAGUGAUGGAUCUGUCUUGGGUUUCCACUGUUAGUUUCUUUUUUUUUUUUUGCUAAUUAAUUAAUUAUAGUAGAUCACUUGUUUUGGAUUUCAUAUGGAAAUUAUUAGUUUAGGAAACGGAGAAGCGAGAAAUCUGGGUUUUGUUCCUCUUCGGGAUUAGCAUUUGAAAAUAUAAACAGAAAAGGUUUCCCGCA
Messenger RNA from Salvia hispanica, 885 nucleotides. RefSeq lists its product as uncharacterized. Lineage: Eukaryota; Viridiplantae; Streptophyta; Magnoliopsida; Lamiales; Lamiaceae. The record is from RefSeq and is a predicted model, not a curated record.